GUGCAUCGUGCAGCUGCUGUCCUUUCCUAAGAACAUGGCUGCGAUUUUAAAGAAUUUCGGUCACGUUUUCAUUUGUGGACCAUAAUUACUCCUUGGAUUCUUUCUGGAUAGGUGUUAGGAGUUUUACCCCAUCGUUUGGGGGCAGCAUGCUGCUCUCAAAAUUGGGCGCUUUUUCUCCCAUCUCGACCAGCAUGGAUUUACCGGCGAAGCUCCAGCUGCAGCAGCAAGCCAAAAUGGAGAGGCUACCGUUUGAAAAGCAGUACCGGCUUGGUGCGGUGCUGGGCAGUGGAGGCUUCGGCACCGUGUACUCUGCUGUUCGUGUGACCGAUGGUUUACCGGUGGCUGUGAAGCAUGUAUGUAGAGACAGAGUAACCGAGUGGGCCACUCUGGCCAGCGGCAUGGUUCCUCUGGAAAUCGUCCUGCUAGAGAAGGUGGGUGGUGGUUUUGGGGGCGUGGUGCAGCUGUUGGACUGGUGGGAGCGGCCGGACGGUUGGCUGCUGGUGAUGGAGCGUCCUGAGCCGGCUCAGGACCUCUUUGACUACAUCACAGAGAGGGGAACACUGGAGGAGGACGUGGCUCGAGGGUUCUUCCUGCAAGUUUUAAAAGCCGUGGAGCACUGUUUCAGCUGUGGAGUCGUUCACAGAGACAUAAAGGAUGAGAACCUCCUUGUGGAUUUAAGGACUGGAACACUCAAACUGAUAGACUUUGGCUCUGGGGCAUUUCUAAAGGACUCUGCCUACACUGACUUUGAUGGCACUCGUGUGUACAGCCCUCCAGAGUGGAUCCGACUGAAGUGCUACCACGGCCCCUCUGCCACAGUGUGGUCUUUGGGGGUGCUUCUAUACGACAUGGUGUGCGGGGAUGUCCCAUUCGAACAGGAUGAGGAGAUCCUCAGGGGCCUUGUCAUUUUCAGAGGACAGGUGUCACAGGAAUGCCAGCAGCUGAUUGGUUGGUGUUUGAGUCUACAGCCUACAGAAAGACCAACUCUAGAGCAAAUCCUGGUUCACCCCUGGAUUACAGGCACAAAGUCCCACCAAACAGAAAGAUGUGAAAUUACACUCCACUCUCUCACAGACCCCUCUACCUCUCCUUCAUCUACCUCAUCUAGCCAGGACAGCGUCUGAUUGGGCAUCAUUUAAUAAAUGCACAAAUGCUUAUUCCAAUGUGCCUUUACUUUCAAACCAUUAAACAGUGGUGAAAUUAUUUUGAAGAACAAUGAGUACUGUUUUUGAAAUGUUUUGUAACUUCAUGUCAAAAGCACAUAUGCAAUGCAAACAUAUUUUUUUAACAAUGACCUUUUGUUAUUUUUUUAUUUGUAUAUUUUGGUACAUUUUCUUUAUUUAUUAAGUGUGCAAUUAUUCAUUUUGUUGUAAAUUUAUUUUCAGUCAGAAUUUUUGUUUACUCUAAAGCUGAAAAUAAAUAAUGUUUAGGAAUUAAUAUUGCCUGUUGUCUCCUAGUUUGAUAAAUAUAGAAGUUCUGGUGACUAUUUUCAUGAAAUUAUUUUUAACAUUCUGUAUAAAAUAUAAAUACAAUCAACGUCUGAUGGGUCCCUUA
This is a messenger RNA of Periophthalmus magnuspinnatus, 1554 nucleotides long. Its product is annotated as serine/threonine-protein kinase pim-3-like. Gene Ontology annotation, molecular function: protein serine/threonine kinase activity; ATP binding. The transcript has 6 exons. NCBI's taxonomy places the organism in Eukaryota, Metazoa, Chordata, Actinopteri, Gobiiformes, Gobiidae. Gene Ontology annotation, cellular component: cytoplasm. Gene Ontology annotation, biological process: regulation of mitotic cell cycle; negative regulation of apoptotic process; protein autophosphorylation. Bases 147 to 1124 code for a protein of 325 amino acids. The record is from RefSeq and is a predicted model, not a curated record.